AUUUCUUUAAGCUAUGCCUAUUAAUACUAAGGGGAAGAAUUUCUAAAAAGCUUGGAGUGAUCCGUUAAACUUAUCAUGAUAUUAAGAAAACUAGCUAGAUGGUUCUCAACUUUAAAAAAUAGAUCUGGCAACACGCCUCUUGUUGUGAUAAAAGGAAAACUGCAAAAGAAAGGGAGCACUAGUUCUUGGCUCCAAAAUCAUUCUCGUGAUAUAUUUGUGCGUAUGGCUGCCCAGGACCACUAUCCUUGUCGUAGUGCAUAUAAACUAAUUCAUAUUGACGAGAAAUUUAAAUUACUUAAACAGGGCAUAACAGUUGUUGACUUGGGUGCAUUUCCAGGCGGCUGGACUAAAGUAGCUAUCGAGAGAGUAAAUUCUAAAAUUCAAGGACUCUCUAGCAAUAGCUCACAUAAGGGAAAAAUUGGGAAAGUUAUCAGUGUAGACAAAGCUUCCAUGAAUCCUGUGCUUGGAGCGACAGUGUUUGGUAAUUGCGAUAUAAAUGAUUUUUUGACUCUUGAAAAAAUCAAAGGGGAGUUACAAGGCAAGGCAGAUGUUGUCUUGAGCGAUAUGGCUGUUAAUGCCUGUGGGAUCCCUGAAGCUGAUUUUGAUAAAAACUUGGAACUGUGCAGAACAGUAUUAAAACUAAUCCCCGAAAUUUUAAAAAAAAAAGGAAAAACAGUUUUAAAACUGACUGGAAACGGUUCGCCGAACGAUUUUAUCAAGUCUUUAAAGGAAAACUUUAGUAAAGUCAAGUUUUUUCGACCGGAAUCCACCCGAAAAUCAUCCAGUGAAGUAUUUAUAGUUUGUCUGGGGUAUGGUGAGAAAAAUUCUACAUAA
Zophobas morio is the source of this 834-nucleotide messenger RNA. Its product is annotated as ribosomal RNA large subunit methyltransferase E-like. Gene Ontology annotation, biological process: RNA methylation. NCBI's taxonomy places the organism in Eukaryota, Metazoa, Arthropoda, Insecta, Coleoptera, Tenebrionidae. Gene Ontology annotation, cellular component: mitochondrion. The record is from RefSeq and is a predicted model, not a curated record. Gene Ontology annotation, molecular function: rRNA (uridine-2'-O-ribose)-methyltransferase activity. The coding region runs from base 76 to 834 and encodes 252 amino acids. The transcript has 7 exons.